Ixodes scapularis (black-legged tick) is the source of this 1913-nucleotide messenger RNA. RefSeq lists its product as uncharacterized. NCBI's taxonomy places the organism in Eukaryota, Metazoa, Arthropoda, Arachnida, Ixodida, Ixodidae. The transcript has 4 exons. Gene Ontology annotation, molecular function: zinc ion binding. The record is from RefSeq and is a predicted model, not a curated record. Bases 75 to 1871 code for a protein of 598 amino acids.
GCUUGACGCUGAUUGGAUACCCCCCCGCGACUUCCGGUCGAAGAAUUUCCGGUUUUUUCCUGCGUGGUUUCCCAAUGGUGCGUACGAGCUGGGUUGCUGAUGUUUCGACCGGCGUGAUAAUUUUAGUGUGCAGAGUGUUUACCCUUUCGCCUACGGAAAUGUCAAGUGACUAUUUUAAAGGGCUCGACAUCGAGGCACAGAAUCGGUAUCGAGAGAAGUUGUCGUUCAGGGGCCAAGAGCUGCCCGACCCGCUGGACGGUGAUCUGGUACGGUUUAGCUUUUCUUCGGACUCCAGGAACUUCCCCCCAGUCACGGCAGCAGAUAUCUUCAUGUAUCUCGUGGAAGGAGUGUGCUUUUAUACCAAGGAACAGUUCAAAAGCCACAAGAUGGGCGAAGCAUACAACGCCUUUGUGAGUGGAAAAGUGAAACGGCUUGUGUCGUUCAAGGCAGGCAAGCGUGGGGAAGGCAUCGUCGUCAUUGCGGCAACUGUCGAGGCCAGUCAAAUGCUAACGAAAGCAUACCAACCGUGGUGCGUUGUCCAGGACGAUGGAACUGUUACUAGUGCCCAUUGCACGUGCAUGGCCGGCCUGGGGGAAUGCUGUACUCACGUUGCUGCUCUACUCUUCAGCGUUGAAGCAACUGUGAAGUAUGGGCUAAACAACCCAUCACCGACUGAUGUGGCAUGCAGGUGGAUUGAGGUGUCAAGAAAAAGUGUAGCAGCGCCACUUAGCGGCAUCAUAUUCUUCAAGCCUAAGGUAGGACAGGCUGUGAUUCAAGUUGCUCUGAGACCACGGGGACCUGUACCGACAUGGACAGACGAACAAGUUCGCGGCUUCAUGCACCGAAUAAAAGCAUUAGCCCCAAAAACGCUUCUGCUGUGCUCGAUCACGGACAGCGAGGAAACUGACUCCGCUCCUGAAGCAGCUGACCAAGAACCAGAGAGACCGGCCAAGCGCAAGGAGACGCCCUCACAGUUGCCGCUUGGUGGUAUUUACCAAAACAUGGACCUAAAAGCAGCCCAGGAAGUUCGGCUAACAGCUGCACAUUGUACUGAGAUUGAGAAAGCCACUCGCGGGCAAUCAAGAUCCCUCAGAUGGAAGCAAGAACGGAAGGGCAGAAUAACAGCGUCUGUCUUGGGUCGUGUGGCUACAUGCCAGAGCGGUGCCGAUGGCCUUGUUGCGGAGGUUAUGGGGUAUAUAGAGGCACCUCGUGUUUCAAACCUCCGUUGGGGCUCUGAAAAGGAACCAGAAGCUAAACGAGCAUUUAUUGCAAAGGAGUCCCUGAAACAUAAAGACCUGCAACUAAAUGAGUGUGGUUUGUUUGUUGUAGGAAGCCUGCCCUUUCUAGCUGCAUCUCCCGAUGCCAUUGUCUCUUGCGCAUGCUGCGAGAAGGCAGUCCUGGAGGUCAAGUGUGCUGCAUCAAUGAAAGGUGCUUCCCUCACUAAAACGUCUAAGCGUUUACCUUAUCUCGAUGAGAACCUGCAGCUGAGGCACGAUCAUGGUUACUAUGCCCAAGUACAAGCACAAAUGGCGGCCACGAAGCUCCGUCGAGCAUACUUUGCUGUUUUUACGGGACCUCCCAUAAAUAUUGAGGUUAUAACCUUUGAUGAGAAUUUCUGGGCAGCUGCAAAACUUAAAGCAGAGUGCUUUUUUAUUAACCACAUCUUUCCAGAACUGCAGUCCGUGCGAAUCUUCAAGCAAAUAAAAUGUGCGAGGACAACAUGCCAUUGUCAUGGCGCUAGGUCGGGCCGUGUUGUUGAAUGUUCACUUUGUUGCGACAUUUUCCAUCUGAAGUGUGUAAACCUUAAACGCACACCAAGAUCAUGGGUGUGCACUGCAUGCCAAACUGUCAGCCGUACUGGCGACAACUGAAUGUCAGCACAGCUUGUUCGGACUUUUUUUUCUUUCUUGGUG